Messenger RNA from Solanum pennellii, 1056 nucleotides. Its product is annotated as 50S ribosomal protein L3, chloroplastic. The coding region runs from base 106 to 948 and encodes 280 amino acids. The transcript has 2 exons. The record is from RefSeq and is a predicted model, not a curated record. NCBI's taxonomy places the organism in Eukaryota, Viridiplantae, Streptophyta, Magnoliopsida, Solanales, Solanaceae. Gene Ontology annotation, cellular component: ribosome; chloroplast envelope. Gene Ontology annotation, biological process: translation. Gene Ontology annotation, molecular function: structural constituent of ribosome.
UAUUUGGGGUCUAAUAGUUUUGUGCAACCAUCUCCCUCUUUCCCCAUCUUGUACUGGAUAAGGAAAUCCCCUUCCUCUUUCUCUUUCUCAGCAAACCAAUAAGCCAUGUCUCUCUCUUCUUUCUCUACAAUGCCCACCGCCAAGCUCCGCCUAAAAACCCUACCCACUUCCACCACAGUCACACCGUUAACUCUGCACUCUCCAUUUCUCCCUUCUUUCCGACUCCCAAAACAUAAACCCCUUUCAAUUCUCCGCAUUUCAACAUCUCCAGCUAUCUCUGCCUCUCUUGAAGCUGGAGUCGGAAUAAUGGCAACCAAACUUGGAAUGAUGAGUUUCUUUGAAGAUUCAGGAACAGUGGUGCCUGUUACUGUUGUAGGGUUUCGCGAAGGAAAUAUUAUUACUCAAAUUAAAACUGAAGCUACUGAUGGAUAUAGUGCUGUACAAGUUGGGUAUCGACGAGUUCGUGAUAGAAAACUAACUAAACCUGAAAUGGGUCAUCUUGAAAAAUCUGGGAUUAUUCCUCUCCGUCAUUUGCAGGAGUUUCGUCUUCAGUCUGUUGAUGGAUUUGAAGUUACACAGAAACUUGAUUUUAAUGAAUUAUUUAAAGAAGGUGAUUUGGUUGAUGUCGCUGGUACAACCAUUGGAAAAGGAUUUCAAGGUGGUAUCAAGAGGCAUAAUUUCAAGAGGGGUCAAAUGACUCACGGAUCAAAGAGUCAUAGACAACUAGGAUCAAUUGGUGCUGGGACAACCCCAGGGCGUGUAUAUAAGGGCAAGAAAAUGCCUGGACGAAUGGGAGGCACCAGGACAAAGAUUAGAAAGCUCAAGAUCGUCAAGAUUGAUGAUGAACUCAAGAUUCUAAUGAUCAAAGGAGCUCUUCCUGGUAAGCCUGGAAAUCUUUUGCGAAUAGCUCCGGCCAAGAUAGUAGGCAAAAACAUCCCCAAGAACUAAUUUUUGUUCCCUCUUCUUUUCUCAACUCUAUGAUGUGAUGUAAUUUAUUCUUUCAAAUUAUGAUAUUGUGUUUCAACCAAUUUCUACCUUCAAGUUUUAUUUGUCAGA